Molecule: messenger RNA, 309 nt
Organism: Symbiodinium sp. CCMP2456
Lineage: Eukaryota; Dinophyceae; Suessiales; Symbiodiniaceae
Source: the annotation of a GenBank genome assembly
AUGCAAAAGGCAUUUCACACGGUACAUGAGAUAGUGUGUUUGGCUGCUCCCGCCGUGAUCACUACCACAAAAAGUUGGCCUUGUCGCUCGCUCUGUCUCCGGAUGUCACAGGUGGGAACAGACCAGAUGAUGCAGAGUCGGGUGGAAGAAUUCGGUCCAGACAGCUCAACCACAUGCAGGGCUUGCAAACUGCGUAAAAAAAAACAUGUGGGUAAAGGCUUCUGGUUCACGACAUAUGGCCAUACAGAAGAUUCACACAUAUUCAGACAGGAUGCCAACAGCGUUGAAAAGCGAAAUAAUUCCAAAUGA